Molecule: messenger RNA, 2823 nt
Organism: Tetrahymena thermophila SB210
Lineage: Eukaryota; Ciliophora; Oligohymenophorea; Hymenostomatida; Tetrahymenidae
Exons: 2
Source: RefSeq, a predicted model, not a curated record
AUGAACUCAGAAAGUGAUAAUUUAUAAAAAGAUCAUAUUUAUCUUCAAGGUAGUUAAAAAAAAUAGAAAGAUAGUUUUUUUGAUCAAGAUAAAGUUGAUGAAGUUUUAACAAAAAGUGAACAAAACUCAAACAAAAAUAUCUAAAGCAUCAAAGAUAUUAUGCAAAGACAUAAUAAAAGUGGCUAAAAAAAACAAAACUUAGAUGCCCAGUAGUAUUUAAUAGACUUUAAGAAGUAUCUCUAAAAAAAGUAAACAGAAAAGAAAAGGAUCUAAAACAAUGACUUGGAAGAGUUUAUUUAAAGUAAAGAGUAAGAAGAAAGUUAAAAAAAUAAGCAGAAGCUUCCAAAUCGAUAAGAUAUAAUUUAAAAAGAGCUUAAUAAGAGAUUAAAGCUAAUUUCAAAAUCAAAAGAAGCAAAAUUCAAUGAUAUUGUAGGAGUUUUUAAAAAACUUGAAACUUUUAUUGAUAUAAAACCAUUUUUACAUGAUCUUAAUACUGUAAACAAUACGAAGAUUUAUAAUACAAUUUAAGAAUUAAAAUAAAGAAUUGCAGAGAAAAGAAAUUAAGAGGAAGUUGAAGUCAUGCUUGAAUAAGUAAAAGAGAAAAUAUAAAAGUAAGAAUAGGAAUAAGAGGAAGAAAAUAAAAUUUUAAAUAGAGGAAUGAAAUAAUUUGAGCAAAAGACUUAGCUAUUAAAAGAAACAUUUGAUUAUGUUAUGGAUUGGAAAAAAAGUCACGAUGUCACUAAAGGUAUUUUAUCUGAAUAGUUAAUUGAUCACUAUAGACUAUAAGACAAUUUUUAUUAAGACUUGAUAAAUAAAAAUGAUCCUGAUAUUGAUACUUAUCAAUUUUAUGAUGAUUUGAACAAAUAAUUGUUUAAGAAGAAGACUCUUUUCUAAAAAUUUAAUGCCUCUUAAAUUGAUUCAAGAAAAUCUUCAAUAAAUUAAAAUGCUUAAUUGAGUAACUAGGAUGAAAUAUAAAUUUUAGAUGAUUAAAUAGUAGGAUCAAAUAAAAAGAUAAGACUAAAAAAUUAAGAAGAAGAUAUUACUGAAGAAGAAAAGCUAAGGCUCGCAUAGCAAAGCAUCAAAACAAAGUUGCUAACAAUAGAUGGUUUUGAAAAAGAUAAUUAAAAAUUUUCAGACCAAAACUACUUUAACAAUUUUUAAGAAAAGGCAAUUCAAAUAAGAAAGAACUUAUAAAAAGCUACUGAAAUUGUUUUUAAGAAAAAAUGGGCUAAUGCAAAUGUUAAAUUGAAGAAAAUGAGAGAAGAUGAUUACAAUAAAGUAAUGAAGUAAAUUAAGGAGGCAUAAAAAUCUACUAAACAUAUAUAAUCAUUAUCUAAGAGUAAUUUAUUUAGCAAACAGGUCGAAUCUUAAGUGGCUAAGAUAUUUAAAAAUACCUAAAAUACUUAAAAUAGUUAAAAUAGUUAAGAUUAACAUUACCAAAAUGAGUUAAAAUCCAAAAGGAGCAUGUUCCUAAACAAAGAAAUUGCAUCGUAUAAAGGUUAAUAAUAGCAAAUAAGUAGAAAUAAUAGCUAUUAUUCUAAAGAUUCUUAAAAUGCCUAAUAGUAGUUAUAGAAAUCCCCAUAACUUGGUUCGGAGUAUUCUCAAUAAGAAGAUGACUUGGAUUAAGUUAAUUUAUCAAGAACAAUAGAAGAUAUUGAUGAAGAGUUUGAAGAAGAUGAUAUUUAUUCUAAAAAAUGGAAAUAAAUUUAGAAUGAUAAAAGACUUAGUCAGAGCAUAAAUCAUAACGUUUCUUCAGCUAAAUUAGACAGAUUAAGUUCAUUUAAUAACUCAAAAGAAACGACUCCAUAAAAGAUAAUCUAAAAAAAUUUUACUUUUAUCACAAAUAUCACAAAUAAAAAUUUCAACGAAACUGUUAGCCAAUAAAAUAAAAGCUAAUUCGUUACCUAAAUCAAUCCUUCUUCUUAAUCUUUGCUUUUUAAUAGUUAAACUAAUCCUUCAGUAAGCAGAAGAAAAUCCGUUAAUUUAUAAACUAAUAAUAAACAGGGAAGAGAAAGCAAUAUAAAUGAGCUUUAGAAUUAAUACUUCUUCCCUUCAUCUACUAGAACCCUUUCUAAUUAAAUUUCUUAGUUUAAAAACUAACACUAAUUUUAAUUUUAGACUUCUCCAUCUUAAAGUAAUUCUUAUGUUUAAACUUCUAGAAGAAAUACAUUUUAAUAAUUUAGUAAAUUGAAAAAUAGUAGCUCAGCCUAACUAUUAUAAAAAAAUACAAAUUAAACUAGCACCUUGUAAACAUUAACAAGUCGUAGCAGUAUACAUCCAUUCAAAAAAUAAAUUUUAAGUAUCCCUUCAAUAAGUAAGCAUCAAGGCUAAAACAGCUCUCAUCAUAAAAACCAAGAUAGUAAAAAUAGCUUAAAGAUCAAUAUAGUUGAUUAAAUUUAAGGUUAAAAAGAAUAAUAGUAUUUGAAAUUAGACAGUUAUUCUAUUUAAAAUCCACCAUCUUCUCCAUCUUAAAAGCAUAUUACUUACGAUCGAAGUUAUAGCAGAGAUCAAUAGAGAAAAUAAGUGGAGAAUUAGAAUGCAUUAGACAAACACCUUUUUGGAGUUAAAUUCUAGAAGUUUUUAAGCGAUAUUGACAAUCAUUAACUUAAAUUUGGAAUUACAAAAGAAAGAUACCAAUCAAAAAUUAACUAAAUUUAAAAAAAAUUUGAUAACGAAAUCACAAAGUUUGAACCUCCUAAGCUUGAUAUCUUUAAAUCAAUCUAAUUGUAUAAAUUUUAUUAUUUUUUAUUGAAUAAAAUAUAUUAAUUGGGCUAAAAAAAUAAAAUAAAUAAAUAAAACAUAGAUAUGACGAAAGAAACAUGA